GGAAGUUCCGGCGGGGGCGGUCGAGGGGAAGAGUGUGUGUGAGGGAGAAAGAGGAGAAUCGCCCAAGAGGUUUGAAACCCACAAGGAGUGGAGGCCCCAGCCGUGGAGCCCUGUAGUGUAUGUGUGGUAACACCAUGUCUGUGCCCCUGCUCACUGAUGCUGCCACCGUGUCUGGAGCUGAGCGGGAAACGGCCGCGGUUAUUUUUUUACAUGGACUUGGAGACACAGGGCACAGCUGGGCUGACGCCCUCUCCACCAUCCGGCUCCCUCACGUCAAGUACAUCUGUCCCCAUGCGCCUCGGAUCCCUGUGACACUCAACAUGAAGAUGGUGAUGCCCUCCUGGUUUGACUUGAUGGGGCUGAGUCCAGAUGCCCCAGAGGAUGAGGCUGGCAUCAAGAAGGCAGCAGAGAACAUCAAGGCCUUGAUUGAGCAUGAAAUGAAGAAUGGGAUCCCUGCUAAUCGGAUUGUCCUGGGAGGCUUUUCACAGGGUGGGGCCCUGUCCCUCUACACUGCCCUCACCUGUCCCCACCCUCUGGCUGGCAUUGUGGCAUUGAGCUGUUGGCUGCCUCUGCACCGGGCCUUCCCGCAGGCAGCCAAUGGCAGUGCCAAGGAUCUCGCCAUCCUUCAGUGCCAUGGGGAGCUGGACCCCAUGGUGCCUGUACGGUUUGGGGCCCUGACGGCCGAAAAGCUCCGGUCUGUUGUCACACCUGCCAGGGUCCAGUUCAAGACUUACCCAGGUGUCAUGCACAGCUCCUGCCCUCAGGAGAUGGCAGCCGUGAAGGAGUUUCUUGAGAAGCUGCUGCCUCCUGUCUAACCAGAGUCAAUGGCCCCCAGCUUGUGAGGGACCCAGCACAUGUGGCACCAUCUUGGAUCUGAGCCGGUCGAGCCCCUGUCCCCACCUUCUUCAACCAGUUCUCUCCCACAGGCCUCGGGUUAGACAGGCCAGCUUGCCCUCCUGGCCUCGGCCACCUGGCACUGUCUGCAGCAGGGGUGGGCUGCUCUCUUACCCCCUUUCCCUGGAGGUGGGUCCCUCAGCAGCAGUAUUGGAGGGGCUGUAGGCAGCGGGAGGAAGGGGCCCAGCCGCUGACCCACUCACUCAGGACCUCACUAGCCCCGCUUUUGGCCCCCCUCCUGUGACCUCAGGGUUUGGCCCAUGGGGCCCUCCUAGGCCCCACCUACUGACCCCCCCCCCCAGGGAUUCUGCCCAGAUAAUCUUGUCUCCUGCCUCCUCUCCAGCUGCUUCUCGAUCAUGAAUGUGUCCAGGCCCCCACCCCCUCACUGCUCUGGGCCACCUGCCCUUGGGCAGGAGUGUUGGUGAGGGGGUAGAGUCCUCCCAGGGGCCUUCCCUCAGCUGUUCCCUCCCCGUUGGGGGGCUGGGCCACCUCCCCUUACUGUUCCUUCCCCUCAGGCCUGGAGCCUGCAGGGCUGGACCGAGAGGCAAAGUCUCCCCCAGAUGUCUCACCCACACUUUGUCCCCACUCUUGGGCCAGGGAGGCGGUGGGGGAGGAGUUGUGUCUCGUCUUCUGUCUCCAUGUGGUUUUUGGGUGUUUUUCUUGUUGUGUCUUGGAUUCCGAUAAAAUUAAAGAAAUCGCUUCCUCAA
This is a messenger RNA of Orycteropus afer afer, 1601 nucleotides long. It is a transcript of the gene LYPLA2, whose product is annotated as lysophospholipase 2. Gene Ontology annotation, molecular function: palmitoyl-(protein) hydrolase activity; carboxylic ester hydrolase activity. Gene Ontology annotation, biological process: protein depalmitoylation. Gene Ontology annotation, cellular component: cytoplasm. The record is from RefSeq and is a predicted model, not a curated record. NCBI's taxonomy places the organism in Eukaryota, Metazoa, Chordata, Mammalia, Tubulidentata, Orycteropodidae.